ACAGGUUUUUCCAUAUUUACAUGGACGACCGUCUCGUCUGCCUAUUUAUUCGCAAGGAAGACCCAGUGGAAGGCGGUUCUCUUCCCGAGUUGCGACAUGCAGAAGGUUUUGGUAAUUGUGAUCUUCACCCUCGUGGUGGGGUUAUGCCUGGCGUUCCCUGAACCAGGCGCAGACGCUGCAGCAGAAGCAGAGGCAACAGCAGAAGCAGAAGCAUUAGCAUUAGCAGAAGCAGAAGCAUUAGCAGAAGCAGAAGCAGAAGCAGAAGCAGACCCAGACCCGCACCGUCGUCAUUUUGGUGGCGGAGGAUUUGGCUUUGGCAUCUACGGAUACCCCUUCGGUUACGGCGGGUACAACCACCACCACCACCACCACCGCCCUCAUUAUUACCACAGACCUCACUACUACAAUGGUUAUUACGGGGGAUACCAACCCCACUAUCACCAUUUUGGCCACACUCACUACUACUAAAGCUUUGGUAAACUCCGAACUACGGAAAGGUUUAAUUGUGCAAUCUUCGUGUUAGAUAGUGGCCAGAUAUUGUUAAAUUCAACAUUUCAACUGAGUUUGGGGUUACUGAGUUGUUAAAUUGCUGAGGUUACUGAAUUAUUAAAACUCAAAACCUGCUUUUGAACUCAGCGUUGGGGCGACUGAAUUGUAAAACUGAAGAGGUGGUUUUUAACUCAACACUGGGGUUGCUGGAGUGUAAAAUUCAACUGAAGCUGAUUUUGAACUCAGCGUGAACUCAGCGUUGUGGCGACUGAAUUGUAAAUUUUAACUAGAGAUAUUUUUAAACUUAGUUUAGGGUUGCCUAAUUGUAAAAUUCAACUGAAGCUCAUUUUGAACUCGAGUUGGGGCAAAUGUCUUGUAAAAUUCAACUAAGAGAUGAUUCAUAAAUGUCGUCCCUAGGUCAAUCUAAAGACAGAACUUCUCUUUUAAAGUUGUUAUAAAGAUUUUAUUAACUCUGACUGUUGAAUCUAAUUUAUGUUAAAACAUGACCGUAACUUACUAACGUCUAAUUUAUUUAUGUAUUACUAAAUCACAUCUAUUUAUGAGAAUACAUUUUUAUUAAUAAAAUAUAUCACUGACUGUUA
Molecule: messenger RNA, 1091 nt
Organism: Macrobrachium nipponense
Lineage: Eukaryota; Metazoa; Arthropoda; Malacostraca; Decapoda; Palaemonidae
Product: histidine-rich glycoprotein-like
Exons: 2
Coding region: 97-468 (123 amino acids)
Source: RefSeq, a predicted model, not a curated record